GGCGGAGGCGGCGAUGGAUCCCGCGGCGCCGCCGAGCGAGCUGGUGUCGGCGGAGGGCCGGAACCGGAAGGCGGUGCUGUGCCAGCGCUGCGGCUCGCGGGUGCUGCAGCCGGGGACGGCGCUCUUCUCCCGCCGGCAGCUCUUCCUGCCGUCCAUGCGGAAGAAGCCCGCCUUGGCCGCCGGCGGCAGCCCCGAGGGCGACCUCCUGCUGGAGCACUGGCUGGUGGACGAUAUGUUCACCUUCGAGAACGUGGGCUUCACCAAGGACGUGGGCAACAUCAAGUUCCUGGUCUGCGCGGACUGUGAGAUCGGACCCAUCGGCUGGCACUGCCUAGAUGACAAGAACAGUUUCUACGUGGCCUUGGAACGGGUUUCCCACGAGUAGCGGAGGGGAGGGGGCCCAGCACCCCCACGUGUAAGAGCCUCCUGUCACCAGAGCCAGUGCUGCCUGGUGGGAGGGCUCUGCUGCUGCCUCUCUGCCCCAAUUACAGUGUCGCACGCCCAGGGGGACGUGCGGAGGCUGACGCUCUGCCUGCGCCCUGGGCCUCUUUCCCUUUGCGUCACGCGUUGCCUGAGCUCCCUUUUGCGCAGGUCCGGCCCGGGACGCUUCGCAGGUCUGGUCUCCUCCUUGCGUCCUGCUGGGCUCUCCCUGACCCAGGAGCUCCCGGGCCUCCUGCUCUGGAAGAACGGGCGCGAGCGGUCCUCAGCCUCUUGGCCACGCUGACACACGACCGACGAUGCUCUUGAUGCUCUCGUUCAAGAAAGCACACAGGUGUCUGAGAGUGACUUCAUUGUGUGGCUGACUUUAACGUACUCUUUUUAACACUCCAGCAUUUACAAACUUUUGUAUUUAAACCACUGAUCAGGAGCCCUGUGGACACACCUCCAGUACCAGGUGUGCGGGCCUCUCCUCUGCGGCGGC
Pteronotus mesoamericanus is the source of this 922-nucleotide messenger RNA. It is a transcript of the gene RABIF, whose product is annotated as RAB interacting factor. The transcript is spliced from 2 exons. The record is from RefSeq and is a predicted model, not a curated record. Lineage: Eukaryota; Metazoa; Chordata; Mammalia; Chiroptera; Mormoopidae. Gene Ontology annotation, molecular function: zinc ion binding; guanyl-nucleotide exchange factor activity. Bases 14 to 385 code for a protein of 123 amino acids. Gene Ontology annotation, cellular component: cytosol; membrane. Gene Ontology annotation, biological process: post-Golgi vesicle-mediated transport; small GTPase-mediated signal transduction.